AUGGCUAGGUCAAGAACACCACCUCUGAAGUCAUGGAUGAUUGCUGUGAUUGUGUUAGCAACGUUGCUGGUCUUAGCCACUGCCAUUGGCUUGCUCGUGUAUUUUUUGAUAUAUGAUCAGAAGGUAUUAUUUUACAAUGCUUCCUUUAGAAUCAAUAAUGUGCAAUACCAGCCUAGCUUUGAAAAACAGACAUCAGCAGAAUUUAGACAACUAAGCACAAGCAUUGAGACUUUGAUUAAACAAGCAUUCCAUGCUACUCCCUUAGAGAAAAGGCUAAUUAAAUCACGUGUUGUCAGGCUAAGCCCAGGGAAUGGAGGUGUCCUGGCAGAUGUGGUGCUGAUAUUUAAGUUCAUUGCCACAGAUAAUAAAGAGAUACUUUGGACAAAUGUUUAUUAUAUUUUGCUGAAAAGGCUGAAGGUAUCAACAUGGCCCUUAAGUAUUGACCUUUCUUCUUACAAGCUCUCAGAGAUAAAUGCAGAAAAUGGUGCAAAUCUUCUCAACAGUUGUUGUGGGACACGACUGGACAGAUCUGUGGAGAGAAUCUAUGGAGGUACCAUUGCAGGGGAAGGGGAAUGGCCCUGGCAAGCUAGUCUCCAGCUGAAUGGCAUUCACCGUUGUGGAGCAACGCUGAUCAGUAAUUCCUGGCUUGUGACUGCUGCUCAUUGUUUUAGAAGUGUCAGGGAUGUCAGAAGGUGGACAAGUAGUUUUGGGGCUCGUAUAAGACCUCCAACAAUGAGAAGGAAUCUUCGCCAGAUCAUCAUUCAUGAACAUUAUGCCAAUAAUGUAAUGAACCAUGAAUUUGAUAUUGCUGUUGUGCAGAUUUCACCCCCAGUGGAAUUUACAACUGCUGUACAUCGUGUUUGUCUUCCAGAGGCUUCAUAUAUCUUUCCAGAAAAUACCACUUGUGUGGUUACAGGAUAUGGUGCUCUGAGGGACGACGGUCCCAGUGUUGGUGAACUUCGUCAAACAGAAGUGAAAAUUAUAGGCAAUGAAAUUUGCAACAGAAGGGAAGUGUACAAUGGAGCCAUUUCACCUGGAAUGGUCUGUGCUGGAUACCUGGAAGGAGGGAGCGAUGCUUGCCAGGGUGACUCUGGUGGACCAUUGGUGACACCUGAUUCAAGAGGAAUAUGGUACCUUGUUGGCAUAGUAAGCUGGGGAGAUGAAUGUGCUAAGCCAAAUAAGCCUGGAGUCUAUACACGAGUUACUUACUAUCGAGACUGGAUUGCUCUCCAUACAGGAGUCUGAAAUAAUGAGAAGGAGUAACUUCAUAGUUAAUGUGUGAGAUCCAAUCUCUGUGGACUACUUAUAAAUAUUUUUCUUACAAAGAGUCCCACUGCUUUGGUAGAUUCUGGUUUCUGAGUAAGAAUUUGUUUUUCUGCUGGAGGCAUCAACACUAUUCCUUUCCACAUUGUUCCAUAUCCAGCAGUCUCAUUAUAUUAUCAACACUGUUCAGGUCUUAUACAAGAAGAUGGAUAGAUUGAAGCAUUUAUCUGCAGCCAGCAAAAGACUUUUGUUUGUAGUUCUUUAUGAUUCCCAUCCUUAAAAUGAUUGUACUGUUGGAGCCUGCUUGAUUGCAUUGAAUGUUCCACUUUCCCAACUGUUUUGAUAAUUUGGCCAAUCUUUUUUUUUGCUUGUUUGUUUUUAGUGCAUGCUACUAUUCAAGGAGAAUUGCUGCAUAAUCUCUUCCAGGGACUGGGAGUACUCAAAUAUACUGUAUACAGUAACUCUUUUACAACUAUCUUGCAAGAAUGGAGAGGAUUCUUGGGCAAAGGGUAUUCCAUGGUCCUCCUUAAUUCAUGAACACUGGAAAGGGUCAUGCCACGCAGACUGAGAACGUAUUGAAGUGAUGAUCAGUUAGUUUGUAUCAGUCUAGAUAUCAUAUUUACCCAGGUUCACAAAAAGUUCUUGGAGGGACCUGUGAAGAUCAAAGCUGCAAAAUGCAAUUACUGAUCUUCUUAAAAUAAUUAUAUACUUCAUUCUGAAAAUGUUGGCAACUUUUCAGUGGCCUUCUCCAAAUCUGGUACCCUCCAGUAGUUUUAGACCGCAACUCCCAACAUUGCUAGACCAUUUUGAGAAGGCAGAAUGAGAAACAUCUAGUAUUCAGUCAAUUAAAACCAAAGUCCAUUUACUUGGAGAGGGAAGGGGAAAUUUAGUGAGGAAAAUGUGAGUUGCUGUAAUGAGUUAAUUUUUAUUAUAAAUAAAAAUUCCAGUUUUUUAUUUAUAAUUCACUUUGGUUAGAAGAU
This is a messenger RNA of Candoia aspera, 2243 nucleotides long. RefSeq names its product transmembrane protease serine 11E-like. Gene Ontology annotation, cellular component: plasma membrane; extracellular region. NCBI's taxonomy places the organism in Eukaryota, Metazoa, Chordata, Lepidosauria, Squamata, Candoiidae. Gene Ontology annotation, biological process: proteolysis. The transcript is spliced from 9 exons. The coding region runs from base 1 to 1245 and encodes 414 amino acids. Gene Ontology annotation, molecular function: serine-type endopeptidase activity. The record is from RefSeq and is a predicted model, not a curated record.